Dictyostelium discoideum AX4 is the source of this 2307-nucleotide messenger RNA. RefSeq lists its product as hypothetical. The transcript has 2 exons. The record is from RefSeq and is a predicted model, not a curated record. Gene Ontology annotation, molecular function: microtubule binding. The coding region runs from base 1 to 2307 and encodes 768 amino acids. Lineage: Eukaryota; Evosea; Eumycetozoa; Dictyosteliales; Dictyosteliaceae. Gene Ontology annotation, cellular component: microtubule.
AUGAGCAAUAGUUUUUUGCAUUGUAAAAAAUCAAAUGAUGAAUUUGCAGAGAAUUUAAUAUGGAGAAGGAAUUUAUUGACAGUAUUUGAAAAGUUGGGAGAAAAAGAUCAAAUAGCUCAUGCAAUGCAAUAUUUGAUAUCACAAGUUCAUGGAUUAUUAAAUUUAAAUCAAUUACAAUUUUUUAUGGAUUGUAUUGUUGAAAGUAGUGAGGAUUUUAAUAAUAUUGGUAAGAGGGAAGUUAUAAAAUUAUUAGGUACAAUGGUAUCAAUAUUUAGGAAUAGAUUAUCAUCAUAUCUCAAUAAGAUCAUUUCAUUCAUAAUUAGAAGAUUAAGUGAACCAACAUCAUCAGGAUUAUUAGAGAUAACAUUGGAAACAUUGGGUAUAACUUGUAAUAACAUUAUCAUUGAACAAAAACAUUUAUUUAAAACCAAUGGUGGUAUUGGAAGUUGUAAUGUAAAUAUCAAUGGAAGCAAUCUAUCCAAUAGUCUAAGUAGUAACCCAACUCAACAACAACAGCAACAACAAUUAUCAAUUUCAACUAGUCUAAUCGAUGUUUAUUUAAAUCCAAUAUUAAUGAUAAUCAAUCUACCAAGUAGACAUAUUCAAUGUGCUUCCAUUCUGGCCAUUCAAAAAGUGAUUGAAAAUAUUUAUGAUAUAAAUAACUUACUUUGUCCACAAUUACCAAAGAUUUUAAAUCAACUUUUGAAAAAGUUAAUAAAUGUUCAAUUACCAUCAUCAUCAUCGGCUUCAAUGUCUUCAUUUUCAACUCAGUAUUGUGUACCACAUAUACUUUCAACCAUUUCAAGUUUAUUUAAAAUGGUUGGAUCAAAUUAUUUCAUUUAUCAUAAUUCUCUAUCUCAUUCUUUAAUUGAUCAAAUCAAUGGUACUCUAAUUUCAAAUUCAAUAAGAACUUUAACUUCAAAUGAUUGGACUGCUAGAAAUUCUUCUGCAACUUUAUUACAAACUAUUGUAGAUAUUCUUCCAAAAUCAUUUUAUUUUAAUAGGAUAAAUGAUAUUCUAAAAUCUUUAAAUGAUUGUAAAUAUGAUAAAAUAAAAUCAAUUAGAGAUAGUGUAAAUAAAUCAAUUCAAUUAUAUAAUGAAUCACUUUUAAAUAAUACAAAUACAAAUAAUAAUAAUAAUAAUAAUUUAGAUAGUAGUAAUAAUAAUCAUAAUAAUAAUAAUAUAAACGAAUCAAAUAAUAAUUUUUAUAAUCAGCAUAAUCCACCAAUUAAUAUUGUUAGUAAUAUACCGACAACUCCACCAUUUAUAGAAGCUAAAUUUAAUAAACAAUUUCAACAGCAACAGCAACAACAAAAUCAAUCAAUUUAUAAUUCACCUUUAUUAAAGUCACCACGUAAGACUUCACCAACUACACCAUCAACGCCAACAUCAACACCACCAAUUCAUUCACAACCAAGUCCAUAUAAAAAGUAUACACCAUUAUCAUCACCAUCAUUAAGUAGUAAGAAAAUUACAUCUUAUUCUUCAAUGUCAUUAUCAUCUUCAUCCUCUCAAUCAUCCAAUAGUGGUAGUUUUAAUAUAUCAAAUACUACCACUACAAACCAAUUACCAUCGGCUUUUAAAACGAGUCCAACACCAUCUUAUUCAAAUUCACCAAUUUUAAAACCAACUACAACUUCAAUUAAUUUAAAUACCACUUCUAAAAUACCAACAAACUUUAAAGAAUUUAAUAUAUCUUCCUCUUCAUCACUUUCUACUUCGCCUUUAAUAUUUUCAAAUAAUAAACAAGAAUUACAUCAACAACAUCAACAUCAACAUCAACAACAUCAACAACAAAUUGAACAAAAACAAAAACAUCAUUAUCGGUACACAGAUGAAGAAAUAAUUCAUAUGGUUGAUAAUAAUAAUAAUGAGAACGAAAAUGAAGAUAAUAAUAAUAAUAAUGAUAAAAGUGAUAAUGAAGAUAAUAAUAAUAAUCAAGAUGAAACAAAUAUUUUAACUUUAUCAUCACUUGUGAAAUCACCAAAUCCAAAACCAAUAAUAUUUUCACCUUCAAAAUCAACAAAUAAUACUACAAAUAAUUCAUCAUCGUCAUCAUCAUCAUCAUCAACAACUACAACAACCUCAUCAUCACCAAAAUUAAAUAUAAAACCAAAAGAAACUAUUACAACUACAACUACAAUUACAACUGAAGAGAAUGAAACAUUGAAAUUAAUUCACGAAAUGAUGAAUUCAAUGAACGAUUUUAUGAUUGAAACUCGUGAUAAUAUUGAUCAAAUUAAAAAAAGGUUAGGCGUUGUUGAAUCUUCAGUUUUAACACUUCAAAAAUAUUAUUUAACAAAAUGA